AUGCUCCUCCCCCACCACCAGGCGGAGGUAGCUACGGUGCGGUCCCACCGCCACCAGGUCUGUAAUCCCACAGUUGUUGCGCAGGCGGGCACAUUGGUACUCUGCUAC
Messenger RNA from Penicillium daleae, 108 nucleotides. RefSeq lists its product as uncharacterized. The annotation marks the transcript as partial. NCBI's taxonomy places the organism in Eukaryota, Fungi, Ascomycota, Eurotiomycetes, Eurotiales, Aspergillaceae. The record is from RefSeq and is a predicted model, not a curated record. The transcript is spliced from 2 exons.